Talpa occidentalis (Iberian mole) is the source of this 458-nucleotide messenger RNA. RefSeq names its product metallothionein-1F. The record is from RefSeq and is a predicted model, not a curated record. Gene Ontology annotation, molecular function: metal ion binding. NCBI's taxonomy places the organism in Eukaryota, Metazoa, Chordata, Mammalia, Eulipotyphla, Talpidae. Bases 115 to 300 code for a protein of 61 amino acids. The transcript is spliced from 3 exons.
GACUCCUCCGCCUAUAAAGGGAGAAAGCAGGCUCCUUGGCUUCACCAAGCCUUUCUCCAGUCCUCGUGCGUCUUCGUUGCCGCUGCUGCGACCUCCACCUUCACCUCAGCUGAAAUGGACCCCAACUGCUCCUGCUGCACUGGUGGCUCCUGCACCUGCGCCGGCUCCUGCACCUGCAAAGGCUGCAAAUGCACCUCCUGCAAGAAGAGCUGCUGCUCCUGCUGCCCCCAGGGCUGUGCCAAGUGUGCCCAGGGCUGUGUGUGCAAAGGAGCAUCUGACAAGUGCAGCUGCUGUGCCUGAAUUGGGGGCCCCCCGCUCCCGGAUGUAAAUAGAGCCACAUGUACAAACCUGUGUUUUUUUUAUUCCACAUCUUGCCCACAUUCCUUUUUCUAUGAAAUAUGUGAAUGAUAAUAAAAGUUGCUGAUUUUAUUAUGUCCAUGGUUUCUCUUCUAUGCUCG